Haliotis rufescens (red abalone) is the source of this 3231-nucleotide messenger RNA. RefSeq names its product toll-like receptor 13. Gene Ontology annotation, biological process: toll-like receptor signaling pathway; immune response. The transcript has 2 exons. The record is from RefSeq and is a predicted model, not a curated record. Bases 84 to 2144 code for a protein of 686 amino acids. Gene Ontology annotation, molecular function: transmembrane signaling receptor activity; protein binding. Gene Ontology annotation, cellular component: membrane. Lineage: Eukaryota; Metazoa; Mollusca; Gastropoda; Lepetellida; Haliotidae.
CAUAGAGAAUGUAACACGUCUGGUAUCUAAAGACAGGUUUACAGCCGGAUUUUUCGUGUGCAGUUGAUGCUUCGCGACCAAGAAUGAAGACUUCACUACUACUGGUGGUCCUUGUGAGUUUUGCAAAUGCAGCCAGGAAGCUCCCAAAGUACUGUUAUGGUAAGCGUCCAAGGAUGUCCUGCAAUGGCAAGGGAAACCAUCUUAACUACAUCCCUAGAGCUCCUCCAGACAUUACAGAUGUCCUCUUGACAAACAUAAACUUGGGCGUGGUCACCGGGGCCAUGACUGCCAACUUGACCUUCUGCAAUCUGACUUCGUUUUACCUGAAAGGAAACAACAUCACAGGAGUAUCACCCGAUGCCUUUCGGGACUUGGAUGACCUUGAGGUUCUGGAUUGGCAACAGACAUACCUGCCGCUCACAGACGUCAUUACAGCUCUGCAGGGAGUGUCUAGUCCUCUUAAAACUCUCCGACUUAAAGCAAACAAAGUGCCUGAACAAACCCUUAAUGCAACAGUGUUUCGACAUCUGAACAGCUUGAGCAGGCUCUCCAUUGCUCUGGGAAGUCUGAGGACUUUCAACGCAACUGCAUUUUCGCACAUGAUGAAUUUACAGUAUGUUGAUUUCUCACAGAACAAUUUGAGACAGUUAAUCCUGGAACAAAUCAUUCCCAAUAUGACACGUUUGACUCUUGCUGAGAAUAAUUUAGUUGCUGUUCCACAACUGUGUUUGUCGGAUAUUAGACCGUUAACUCCACGGUUACGAAGCUUAGAUCUUGGAAAUAAUGCCAUCAGAAACCUGGAUGUCUCAUCAAUUACGUGCCUGAAGAAUCUAUUGAAACUCAGCAUUGGUCACAACAGAAUUGAAGAACUUCCGGAUAAUGUGUUUGCUAACCUCCACAACCUCCAGAGCUUACAUAUAUCCAAUUUAGGGUCACUGAAAAGAAUUGGAGAUCUUGCUUUCAACUCCACAAGUUUGUACAAGUUCUACUUUGCAAAUAACCGUAUUCUAUCACCGAAACGUUUUAACCCGGUGACUCUUUUCAAACACACACCAAACCUUGGAAUACUGGACAUGACCAGCACGAAGAUAGACAUAAGUGUGUACCUUCUGAAGGACUUUCUCCUGAAUCUGAAGGCCAUUGAAAAACUAGUACUGCAAGACACUUUCAUCAAGGAACUUCCAUCGGGGACCUUCUCCCAGCUGACAAAACUUCGGGAGCUUUUUCUGAAUGGUAAUUUUUUGUCCAAAUGGAAAAGUGAUGUAUUCGAAAAUGUCACAAGUAUAAAAAAGAUCUCUUUCGAUGGCUGCAACAUCAAAAUGAUUAAGGAGGAGACCUUUCCCCUUGAGUUCCGCCUCAGCGUCCGAGAGAUUAAUUUGUCGAACAACCCCUUUACUUGCACGUGCGAACUACUCUGGUUCCGGAACUGGAUGAAAAAAAACAUAGACAACCACAGUAUCAAGUUUACACAGUAUCCACGCAGAUACGAGUGUCGGGCCCCGAAUGUUCACCCUCUGCAGCUCAAAGAUUUUAACCCAACUGCCAAGUCCUGUUCACCCAGAAAGGAAUACACUGUGCUUCUCUCAAUAAUCAUAAGCAUUGCCUUGGUGUUCAUCAUCACAGCUGUAGUGGCCUAUCGAUACCGAUGGUAUCUCUUCUACUGGAUAUCGCUACUGAGACGACGGCGUCAACGAGGACAGGCUGUUCCACUGCUUGAGAUGAAGUACGACGCCUUCAUCUCCUACAGCAACCCCGACGGUGACUGGGUGUACGACGAGCUGAUGGGGUACCUGGAGGGCGAGGCGGGAUUACGACUGUGUGAACACAGCAGAGACUUUGAAAGCGGUAAACUCAUUGUGGACAACGUGUUUGAAGCUCUGGAUUCAAGCAGGAAGACUGUCCUCGUCAUCUCCAAUGAGUACAUGAAGAGUGACUGGUGUCAGUUUGAGCUACAGAUGGCUCUGAAUUCUUUCCUGAAGCAGGAAAUUAAACUCGUUGUGAUCCUACUGGAACACGUUAAAGCCUGUCACGUGACGUCUUCUCUGCGCGCGUUGAUGACGUCAACAACAUAUAUUGAGUGGCCGAAUGUUCCUGCAGCCCAAAAGGUUUUUAAACAGCGCCUGAGAAACUGUCUAGAGGAAUAAAGUGUGUUUCUAUGUCGACAAGCAAACGUAUUUACUUUAACAUACUUCCUUCCUAUCAUUUUCACAAAGUAACAUUGGAUUUGGUAAGAGAUUUAAGCGUUAAAUCAUCACGCAAAAACUCAAUUCGAGUUUAAAGCCCAUUUCUGGUGCAUUGUCAUCCUCAAGCUGGUGUAAAUUUAUUUCCACUUUGAACAUGCUUUAAUGUAUUCCUAAAUCUGGUGUAAAUAUAAUGCCACGUUAAACAUGCUUCAUUGUCAAUAUCAAGCUGGUGUCAAUAUAUUCCAUGUUGAACGUGCUGCAUUGUCAUCCUCAAGAUGGUGUUAAUAUAUUGCCAUGUUAAACAUGAUUCAUUGUCAAUAUCAAGCUGGUGUCAAUAUAUUCCAUGUUGAACGUGCUGCAUUGUCAAUAUCAAGCUUGUGUCAAUAUAUUGUCACGUUAAAUAUGCUGCAUUGUCAUCCUCAAGAUGAUGUAAAUAUAUUGCCACAUUGUACAUGUCGCAUUGUCAUCAUCAAGAUGGUGUCGAUAUAUUGCCACGUUAAACAUGCCUCAUUUUUCUCCUCAGACUGAUGUUAAUAUAUUGCCAUCUUAAACAUGCUUCAUUGUCAACCUCAAUAUGGUGUUAAUAUAUUUCCACGUUAAACAUGUUGCAUUGUCAUCCUCAAGAUGGUGUAAAUACAUUGUUAUGUUAAACAUGCUGCAUUGUCAUCCUUAGGAUGGUGUAAAUAUAUUGUUAUGUUAAACAUGCUUCAUUGUCCACCUCACUAUUGAGUUAAUAUAUUUCCACGUUAAACAUGUUGCAUUGUCAUCUUCAAGAUGGUGUAAAUACAUUGUUAUGUUAAACAUGCUGCAUUGUCAUCCUUAGGAUGGUGUAAAUAUAUUGUUAUGUUAAACAUGUUGCAUUGUCAUCCUCAAGAUGGUGUAAAUAUAUUGUUAUGUUAAACAUGCUGAAUUGUCAACAUCAAUCUGGUGUAAAUAUACACAUGCACAAAAGUUAAGCGCCACCCACCAUAUUUGUGAGCUGUUACUUUUGGCACUUUAUGAUGACUAUUAUAACGAGAUGUACGAUUGUUAUCAGCCGUAUAUGUAA